UUGUUUCUUUGUUUGUUGUGUGUUCCUUAUAGACUUAGAAACGGCUGAACCGAUUUUCUGGAAAUUUUCACAGAUGGUGCAUAAUGAUCCCGUGAUUAUUCCACAAGCAACGAUUUACGCAAUUAUUUUUAUCGAACAUACAACAGCACAACAUUUGGAAAAAAGCGAUUACUGUUUAAAACUUUAAUUGGCUAACCGCAGUUAAAUACACAACACAACUCUUUAAUACAACAUUAAAUCGAGUACAGCAUACCAAAACCAAAUACCAUCAUCAACAAAUGCAGGCAUGCAAAAGUUAUUGUCAUUGAUAGCAAAGUUUUGCAACCAAUAUAAACAUCAACAUCAUCAUCAUCAUCGUCGUCAUGUCAGAGGGUCCUUGUAAAUAAAUGUCAAACAAACAUCGCCAGCAUUGCAAUUCACUUUGAAGCAAAACUUUUAUGGUUAUCUGCAAACAUGAGCAAUUCUACAACGACAAAAGUCCCACCAUCACCAGCCACCAGCAUCAGUGCAGAUGAAAUGGCCAGUUGGAGUCCUCAAUCAAGUGCGGCUACCCUUUUCAAUGCCACCAGACACUUCAUGGCCGAAACACUGGAUGCCUACUCCGGCUAUACCACUGUAACGUAUACGCAAAACUCUACUCCACCUGCCAUAUAUUAUCCACACAUACAUGCAAAGUUGCCUCAAGAUAAUUACCCCCCAGGUGCUAUAGGCAACUUUAGCUCGACGACCCAACAACCCCUUCAUAACUUAAGUUUGGCUAUGACAGCCGCGGCUGACUUUGGCCAGAGUUCGGAUGCCAACACUCCUGUUAUGGCCUCUGUGUUGGGCAACAUUGUGAAUGCCACAUUGACAACGCUUGGGACAGCAUUAACCACCUCAAUGGCCACAAAUGCCACCUAUGACAAUGGAGGCAUUGUAAAUGCCACCGAGACACCAUAUGUGCCGUAUGUCAUGCGUCCCGAAACCUACAUUGUACCGGUGCUGUUUGCCUUCAUCUUCAUUGUUGGUGUUUUGGGCAAUGGUACUCUAAUUAUUGUCUUCUUGACGGUGCGUCAAAUGCGUAAUGUACCCAACACCUAUAUUUUCUCCUUGGCCCUGGCAGAUUUGUUGGUUAUAGUGACAACAGUUCCUCUAACCUCAACUGUAUACACGGUGGACUCUUGGCCCUGGGGAAAACUUUUAUGCACGCUAUCGGAGUUUUUCAAGGAUGUAUCCAUAGGAGUCUCGGUUUUCACAUUGACAGCAUUAUCGGGAGAUCGCUAUUUUGCCAUUGUGGAUCCACUGAGAAAAUUUCAUGCCCAUGGUGGUGGAAAACGAGCCACACGCAUGACCAUAGCCAUAGCCAUAGCCAUAUGGCUAUUGGCCAUAGUUUGUGGUCUGCCAGCUUUAAUUGGUACCUACAUUAAGGAAGUCGUUGUCAACAGCAACAAAUCAUUUGCUUUGUGUUAUCCUUUUCCUGAGCGAUGGGGUUGGGAGUAUGCCAAAACCAUGGUAUUGUUGCGGUUUCUUGUCUACUAUGCCAUACCACUGGUUAUAAUUGGAGUCUUCUAUGUGCUGAUAGCGCGACAUUUAAUGUAUGCUGCAAAUGUGCCCGGUGAAAUGCAAGGAGCUGUCAGACAGGUACGUGCAAGGCGCAAAGUUGCUCUCACUGUGCUGGCCUUUGUGGUUAUAUUUGGCAUUUGUUUCCUGCCCAUUCACGUAUUCAUGCUGUGGUUCUAUUAUUGGCCGACUGCCCUGGAAGACUACAACUCCUUUUGGCAUGUGCUGCGCAUCGUGGGAUUCUGCAUGUCCUUCGCCAAUAGUUGUGCCAAUCCGGUGGCACUGUAUUUUGUGAGCGGUGCCUUUCGCAAACAUUUCAAUAGAUAUCUAUUUUGCGAAGGCUCCCGCACCAAACACAAGAAACGCAACGAUACCAUGUGCAUGCACCGGGAUACUUCACUGACGAGCACAGCAUCCAAGCGAUACUACCACUCAAGGCGUUCAUGUUUCAAUCAGAGCACCAUACGCAGCAGGCUACAGGAAACAACCAUUACCAUGCUCACCAAUGGCAAUCCUAAUGGAUGCGGAAAUUGCCCUGGAACAAAUGUGGGGACUGGUAACGGCCCAAAUUGCCCCCCAGAUGAUUCCAUCGAAGUGGCAUUGGCCAGCGAAUAUUGUCAUCAACAUCAGCACCAACACCAGCUUAUGUGAGGUUACAACAAACGUCACCGUUCAUUGAGUUUGUCCCAACCCACCACCGUCUCGUCUUCUUUUUCCUCGGCAGCUGUGAAACAUCAUUUGCAGCUUAAUCAAAACCCAUUAUUAAGGGAGCCAAGAGAAAGUCAAUCCUUCAGUUAAAAGAAAAUUGCGUUGACGAAUCCUUGGAAAUGAAUAGCUUUAACAUGUGUGAACAUGACAGUGACAAUUACUGUCCAGCCUUGCGUGGAAUAUCGUCAUCAUCACCAUCGUCAUCAGGAAAAUUAUCAACGACAACAUGCUUGGCUAAGCAUUCCAGCGUACAAAGUCGACGUGGCGAAAGAAAAUUAUCGAAACCCAAAGUUCAUUUUCCCCAUAUUACAUCGGAUAAUUAAAUUUAAGCGAAAACAAAUUGAGGUAAUGUAAAAAAAAAAAUGUUUUUAAGAAAUACAGGUAAUUGCUAGGCUGUGUCUGCCAGAAAUGUUUUCACUUGAAAUUUAUA
Molecule: messenger RNA, 2677 nt
Organism: Stomoxys calcitrans (stable fly)
Lineage: Eukaryota; Metazoa; Arthropoda; Insecta; Diptera; Muscidae
Product: neuropeptide CCHamide-1 receptor
Exons: 9
Coding region: 454-2190 (578 amino acids)
Biological process (GO): G protein-coupled receptor signaling pathway
Cellular component (GO): membrane
Molecular function (GO): G protein-coupled peptide receptor activity
Source: RefSeq, a predicted model, not a curated record